GGUCUCUGCCGCAGAAGCGAGAUGACGAAGGGAAGGUCAUCGUUUGGAAAGCGUCGUAAUAAGACGCACACAUUGUGCCGCCGCUGUGGCUGUAAGGCCUACCAUCUUCAGAAGUCGACUUGUGGCAAAUGUGGCUACCCUGCUAAGCGCAAGAGAAAGUAUAACUGGAGUGCCAAAGCCAAAAGACGAAAUAACAGUGGGACUGGUGGAAUGAAGCACCUAAAAAUUGUAUACCGCAGAUUCAGGCAUGGAUUCCGUGAAGGAACAACUCCUAAACCCAAGAGGGCAGCUGUUGCAGCAUCCAGUUCAUCUUGAGAAUUUCAACAGCUAGUCACCCAAUAAAUGUUCUGGUUUUUAAA
Sciurus carolinensis (gray squirrel) is the source of this 359-nucleotide messenger RNA. Its product is annotated as 60S ribosomal protein L37-like. The transcript has a single exon. Bases 22 to 315 code for a protein of 97 amino acids. The record is from RefSeq and is a predicted model, not a curated record. Gene Ontology annotation, cellular component: ribosome; cytosolic large ribosomal subunit. Gene Ontology annotation, biological process: translation. Gene Ontology annotation, molecular function: structural constituent of ribosome; RNA binding. NCBI's taxonomy places the organism in Eukaryota, Metazoa, Chordata, Mammalia, Rodentia, Sciuridae.